Messenger RNA from Racocetra persica, 376 nucleotides. The record is from the annotation of a GenBank genome assembly. Lineage: Eukaryota; Fungi; Glomeromycota; Glomeromycetes; Diversisporales; Gigasporaceae.
AUGGCCACUAACUAUAAAGAAAUUUUGAAUCUAAAGUAUAAUUUGGCUUCUAGUCAACUAAGUGUUUUAAGCAUCCCAAACAAAAAUACUGUCCUGAUCAAAAAUUUGCUGAAUAGAAAAAUAAAAUUUUCUGACAGAGGAAAUGAAGUUGGAUCCAUAAAUUAUAUUUCUAAGUCAAGCCAUUAUUUUAUUAAAACGAAAGCGCUGAAGAUCGAUUGUUUUUUGCCCUUUUUAAACAAUGAAACCACAGUUGCUAUCCGUCCCCAAGUUUUCAAAGAAUUUGAUUUGAAGGAAGACGAUUUAAUAAUUUCCAAAGAUGCGAACAUUGGUGAAGCGGUAGUUUUAGACCAAGAUUAUCCUAAUUUUACCAUGUCGA